GGCCAGUGCCCAGUCGCUUCAUAACUUUUAUGAAGACAACAUGGUUGACUUACUCGUAAAAUAAUAAUUAUUACGUUUUAAUAACAAAUUAGUGUUAAAAAGUGUGCUAGUGUUGUGACAAUGUUGUUGUUUGUGUUUUUCGCUCUAAUAUGUGCGUCAAAUGGACAAUAUGAAGGACAGCCCUGUAUCAAAAAUGGCGUACAGGGCACCUGCAAAAAUCUAGAAGUCUGCCAACCAGCUAUCAACGAUAUCAAAAGACGGAAACAACCACAGAUAUGCUCGUUCGUGGGUACAGAUCCAAUCGUGUGCUGUGUCGAGGCUGUUCCAGUCGCCACUACUACUAAGAGGCCAUUCACGACCACCACAGAGUAUAUACCACCCCCUGUCGACUAUAAGGACAACGACGACUCGGAGGGUAGUUGUGAAAAUCUGCCCCCGAAUUUGACAGCCACGAAAACAGGGCAGAAGGCUUGGGAUAAAUGCAUAGAAUACCAGCAGACCCUAGUGUAUCCUUGCGAAAGGGGUGUGGCCCUUAUUGGGGACAUGGCCCGGGUUAACAACUGUAAGCACAGUGUCGCUGAUCUCAUUGUGGGGGGUGUGAAGGCUGCUAAAGAUGAAUUCCCUCAUAUGGUUUUGCUCGGUUUCGGAGACGAUCCGAAUUCCGCAGAAUGGUCCUGUGGCGGGAGUCUUAUUAGUGACAAGUUUAUACUGACCGCUGGCCAUUGCACUUAUAGCAGAGAGAAUGGACCAACAAAAUUCGCUCUCCUCGGCGUACUAAAAAGGACAGACCAAUUAGACAGCAACAACUUGUACAAGAUAAAGAAUAUUGUGAAACAUCCACAGUUCGAUCCGCCGAGGAAAUAUAAUGAUAUUGCCUUACUUGAAACGGAUAGAGUUAUGAAACUAGGCAUAUCAGCAGUCCCUGCCUGCUUGGACAUCGGGGCCCCAAACAACUACAACAGGGCCCUCGCCACCGGCUGGGGGGCCACAGAGAAUAGAGGCGCUAGCGCUGAUAUGUUGCAGAAGGUGAUCCUCACAAAAUUCAGCAACGACGAAUGCGUCAAGCUUUUCCCGCCAAAUCGUCUAAUGAAGAACGGCUUCGACAUCAACACACAAAUAUGUUAUGGUGAUAAAUUGCAAUCUAAGGAUACUUGUCAGGGUGACAGCGGCGGGCCCCUACAGAUAAAACACCGCCAAAUCAACUGCAUGUACACAAUCAUAGGUGUGACGUCAUUCGGUCGCGCGUGUGGUUUCAUCGGCGAGCCGGGUGUGUACACACGAGUGUCGGCGUAUGUGCCGUGGAUCGAGAGUGUUGUGUGGCCGUAGCUUUAGUGUUGUGGCUGGAGCUUUAGUGCUGUGUGGCGGGAGCUUUAGUGCUGUGUGGCUGGAGCUUUAGUUCUGUGUGGCUGGAGCUUUAGUGUUGUGUGGCUGGAGCUUUAGUUUAUGGUGAUUUAAUGCUGCGGUUACACGGUAUUUGUGAUGGGUGCGGUUCAUAUAGUAUAAGAUUAAUUUAGAUUUUUUUGUAUAAUAAUUUUUUUUGUGAUGUCUGCUUAUUUAAUAUUUAUAAAAUUUAAACCUUACAAAAUAAUUUUUAUAACCUGUGAAAGACUUAAAAGAAGGCGAAAUGUAUGUAAGUCUGUUGACAUGACAUGUUCGGGAGAUUGGGGAAUUUUACAUUAAUUGAAUUUUUGUUGUGUAUUGAUAGAUACGAUGAAUGUAAAGCUAGUAUGAAAUAAACAGUCAAAGUGAA
Molecule: messenger RNA, 1750 nt
Organism: Colias croceus (clouded yellow)
Lineage: Eukaryota; Metazoa; Arthropoda; Insecta; Lepidoptera; Pieridae
Product: serine protease snake-like
Exons: 10
Coding region: 121-1326 (401 amino acids)
Biological process (GO): proteolysis
Molecular function (GO): serine-type endopeptidase activity
Source: RefSeq, a predicted model, not a curated record